This is a messenger RNA of Spea bombifrons (plains spadefoot toad), 1738 nucleotides long. RefSeq names its product enkurin domain containing 1 (gene ENKD1). Gene Ontology annotation, cellular component: cytoplasmic microtubule. Lineage: Eukaryota; Metazoa; Chordata; Amphibia; Anura; Pelobatidae. Bases 329 to 1405 code for a protein of 358 amino acids. The record is from RefSeq and is a predicted model, not a curated record. The transcript has 8 exons.
UCUCGUUUUCGGUAACGUUUUAGUUGCUAUGGUAAUCUUGGGCCGGAAACGGAAGCAGCUGUUGCUAGGAAAUGCAGGAGUUGCGUGUUGACAGCCUGGAAGAAGUUGUAUGAGGUACGUUAUUGCUAAUUCGGAGGUUGUUGGAUAAAACACACACGCAAAAAGAAAUCAACUAUCUAUAAUUGAGACGUAAAGGAAGAAUAUAUACGUAUGUUGUGGUGAGAACGGAUGGCUUAAAAGACGUUCUACGAUACAUGCAGCACGGUGAUCUUCAUUACUGGGAUUUAGGCGGUGUGCAAACAAUUUGGAAACUGCAAAGGUUAAAAUCAUGACAGAAGGAGUUUCUUCAAAUACUGGACCUAUUCCUCCAGAUUCGAGAGGAUUCUCAGACUCUUACAAAUAUCCCACAGCAGCCUGUGGAAGUCAAGAUGGCAGUAGCCUUAAGUUAAAUUUUUUACCCGGUCCAUUAGCCCCGGAUCCCACUUUAUACCCAGCUUAUUACAGUGCCUGUCCAACGAAUCCUGCUCCAAGAGUUCGUCCUAAUGCACGUGACAUCUUUGAAAGAGGCAAAAGUGGGACCGUUGGUAUCCUCCUGCGGUUUGAAGGGCUCUCGCUUCAUCCUGAGUCACCAUCUAAAAAAAAGGUCAAGGACCACGAGAAAGAGAAUAUCAGAAGGUUAAGAGAAAUCCAGAAAAGAUGCAGAGAGAAAGAAAUGGAGAAAGAACAAUUGGGUCCUAAGCCUGUUAAAGCACUUUGGAAAUCACACAAAUAUGAGAAUGUGGAAUCCAAACUUAAUAAACAGCUUCAGGAGAAUGUAAUAAUUUCCAAGCCAGAAGCGCAGAAAUUUUUAAAGGCUCACUCUCGCUGUGGUUCAAGAAUGCAUUUUAAACGAUCACUGUCACAAGAUCCUGACGGUUCAAAAUCUACAGUUGACACAGAAGAGCAAAACUGCAAGGUGAAAGACUUUAUUGCUCUCAAUGCAAGAAAUGCAAAAUGCACCCAUAUAAGACGUUCCCGGUCCCUGCAGAAUCUUAAUGAGGUGUUAGAACAGAAACAACUGAAGCAGAAAGAGUAUGACUCCAAACAGAAAGGGCAUGUUCCUCAGUAUCUUUUGGAUCUCAAGGAGAAGUGGUGCAUGGAAAAAGAGAAGGAUAAGAAACAGACUUCCGAUCAAUUACUACCCCCUGGGCACACUAUUAUGCCAGAGGCUGAAAGACUGAAAACUCUUAAUAAUAUAAGAGGGGCCCAGACUCAGCUGACAAAAGAGUUACUGGGGUUACCGCUCCGAGCAAACACACUCAGCAUUCAAAACAGACGAACGGAGCUGGAGAAAAAACUCUCAGAAAUGGAUGAAGCUGUUAAAAUAUUUUCUCACCCCAAAGUCUUCAUAAAAAUAGAUUCAUGAACUUAAAUGUAUUCCUAUUGUUCUGUUUGAAGCAGUUAUUUUCACAUUUAUCCCCAUCAUAAUUAGAACUGGAAAAAAUAGUCAGGGAGGUGAAGAUGCGUCUGAUAUUCAUUAUACAAAUCUAAACACUUUACAGCAAUAGUUUAAGACCUUUGUGUCAGUUACACUUGGAUCUUCAAUAUGCUUGCCAGCUGAUAUGUAUCUGUAUUUAUGUGCUUGUAUCCUCUGCAAACACAAUCAAAUAUUGAACUGAUUUGCAAAUUAUUAUUAUGUUGUACUCCUGUUGAUAUAAACUUUAAGUAUCUUUUAUUUGCAUAAUGAUUGUACAAUGGA